UGUUUUUAGUUUGAAGUCCAAUGAUUAAGCAAGGGUCAUUGUUCUUGUCUUCUUCUUUCCCUCUAAACACAACACCGGUGCCCGAAACGAUGAUGUUUCAGGAACCGGACCUGGACCCGGAUCUCAACUCGGGUCAACUCUUGGAGUGGUUAGAAGAUUCAAUGCCAGACCUGCCAUUGAUCCUUGACGAUCUAUAUUGCUCCGCGGAUAUCAUGGAUGAUCCGUGGUGGGGUCUGGACCCGUUCGAUGCUAAUAUUAUUUCAACUUCUUCUAACUCUCUAGAUAACUUAACCAGCGUUGUGUGCAGUGCAACUACUUCACCGGUUGUUAUAACAGAUCAGCCACGACAACUGUCGGUCGUGGCUGAUCUGUCAAAGAAGCGAAAGACACCCGAUGAUCAUAUGCCACAGACUGGUAAAAAGUCGAGUGUAAACAAGAAGGGGACCGGGAAACCAGCAAAGGGUGAUGGUAAUAACAAAGACGGACGGUGGGCAGAGCAGUUGCUGAACCCGUGUGCUGCAGCGAUCACUGCUGGCAACGUGACACGUGUCCAACACCUUCUAUUUGUUCUCGAAGAACUGGCGUCCCCAACUGGAGACGCCAACUACCGACUAGCGGCUCAUGGGAUGCAAGCGCUCCUACGCCAUCUUUCCACCACUAGCAGUCCUGCAAAGGCGGUGGCCCCCGCCAUCACUUUCGCCACGUCAAAGCCUAGUUUGUUCAAACGAGCGUUAAUCAACUUUAACGACAUUAAUCCAUGGUUCACAGUGCCGAACAACAUCGCGAACAACGCCAUCCUCCAGGUGUUGUCGGAACAGGAUUAUGGUUCGUGCCGGACUCUGCACGUAUUAGAUAUUGGAGUGUCCCAUGGGUUCCAGUGGCCCACGCUUCUAGAAGCGUUGAGUCGUCGACCAGGCGGUCCACCACCGUUGGUUCGGCUUACCAUAGUCCAGCCGACACAUGAUGACCAUCAGAUUCCCUUUGCAAACUGUCCACCUGAUUACGACUUCACCUCAAACAUUCUCCGUUUCGCUAAAGAUGUCAAUGUUAAUUUACAAAUCAACAAACUCGACAACUGCCCUUUGGAAAAUCUAAACGCGCAAGUCAUCAAUUCAUCUCUAGAUGAAACCUUAAUCAUUUGUGGUCAGUUUAGACUCCACAACCUCAAUCACACAAAACCAGACAACAGAGCCGCGUUCUUGAAACUGAUGCGAAACAUGGAGCCGAAAGCAGUCAUUUUGAGUGAUAACAACAUGGACUGCAGCUACAGCAACUUCGAUUCAACAUUUUCUCAAAGUUUAGACUACUUGUGGAGCUUUUUGGACUCCACAAGCGUGGCGUUUAAAGGGAGAGAAAUGGAAGAAAGAACGCUCGUAGAAGGGGAAGCUGCAAAGGCGCUGAUCAACCCGUGUGAAAUGAACGAGAAGAAAGAAAAAUGGGCGGAGAGAAUGACGGGUGUUGGGUUUGUGGAGCACGCGUUUGCAGACAGUGUUGUGGAUCAAGCUCGCGCGCUGUUGAAGAAGUAUGAUAGUCACUGGGAAAUGAGAGUUGAAGAUAAACAUGGGUCUAUAGGAUUAUGGUGGAAAGGGCAACCUGUUUCGUUUUGUUCUCUAUGGAAAUUAGCAUAAACCGGACCAGACUGUCCUGUUAAACCGGUCUGACCAGUGAACCAGUGGUAGGACGACCUGUUCAAUGACCGGUACGGUUUUCAAAACAUUGGAAUUAGAUUAAAAAGAUCUGGUGAAUCCUAGAAUUAUUAGUAGAAUAAGUCUAUAUUGUUGUGUUUUUUUUUUUUUUUGGUAUCAAGUUCUCAUUAUCAUUAGUUAGAUUGUUACUAUUUCCAAUUUGUAUUUAUAUACAUCAUGAUUUAUUAAUUUUGCCUGCCAUUAUAUCAGA
This is a messenger RNA of Helianthus annuus (common sunflower), 1896 nucleotides long. RefSeq names its product protein NODULATION SIGNALING PATHWAY 1. The transcript has a single exon. Gene Ontology annotation, cellular component: nucleus. NCBI's taxonomy places the organism in Eukaryota, Viridiplantae, Streptophyta, Magnoliopsida, Asterales, Asteraceae. Gene Ontology annotation, biological process: regulation of DNA-templated transcription. The record is from RefSeq and is a predicted model, not a curated record. Gene Ontology annotation, molecular function: sequence-specific DNA binding; DNA-binding transcription factor activity. The coding region runs from base 21 to 1628 and encodes 535 amino acids.